Molecule: messenger RNA, 3731 nt
Organism: Cynoglossus semilaevis (tongue sole)
Lineage: Eukaryota; Metazoa; Chordata; Actinopteri; Pleuronectiformes; Cynoglossidae
Gene: clip3
Product: CAP-GLY domain containing linker protein 3
Exons: 15
Coding region: 89-2107 (672 amino acids)
Biological process (GO): cytoplasmic microtubule organization
Cellular component (GO): microtubule plus-end; nucleus; cell cortex
Molecular function (GO): microtubule plus-end binding
Source: RefSeq, a predicted model, not a curated record
AGAGAGAGAGAGAGAGAGAGAGAGGGAGAGAGACCUAGCGCUUCAUCUCCAAUGAGCAUCAUCAUCCUCCUCAACGUCAGACUGAUCUAUGAACAGAGAUCAUCACACAACGAUCCGCGGCUUGGUUUCAGGCCCAGCUGCAGAAACCCUCAUCAUGACUAAAGAGGAGGAAAACCUGGAGACGCAGGAGAAGGAGAGACAUGAGAGAGAGGAGCAGGAGGAGGGCAAGGCUCAGCGAGAGGAGGAGGAAGCUCUAACUGAAGAGGAGGGGGAAGAAGAAGAGGAAGAGGAUGAAGAAAGAGAGGAGGAAGAAUAUGAACUACAGGAGAACAGGGCAGAAGUAGAGGAAGAGGAGGAGGACGAGGAUGAGCCAGAGGAGGAGGAACAGGACGACAGAGAGGAGAGGGAGGACGAGGAGACUCCCCUAGUGGAACCAGAACCAGAGGUGGAGCCAGAGGUGGAGCCUCUGUCAGUGUCCCAGUUUCAAAGCCCAGUUCAUGAACCACGUCGCCGUGCAAUGGUCCAUCCCUCCGCCCAGGCACCGUUGCCCAAGGACUACGCCUUCACCUUCUUUGACCCCAAUGACCCUGCCUGUUUGGAGAUCCUCAUAGAUCCUCGCACCACCAUACCAGAGCUGUUUGCCAUUGUGCGUCAGUGGGUUCCCCAGGUGCAGCACAAGAUCGACAUCAUCGGGAAUGAGAUUCUGAAGCGUGGUUGCCACGUGAACGACCGUGACGGUUUGACUGAUAUGACGCUGCUUCACUACAGCUGUAAAGCUGGAGCACACGGAGUCGGUGAUCCAGCAGCAGCGCUGCGUCUCAGCAGUCAGCUGAUCUCACUGGGUGCUGAUGUGAGUCUGAGAAGUCGCUGGACCCACAUGAAUGCUCUGCACUACGCCGCCUACUUUGACGUCCCAGAACUGAUCCGAGUCCUGCUCAAAGCAGCUCAACCCAGAGUGAUGAACUCCACCUGCAGUGACUUCCACUACGGUACAGCUCUGCACAUCGCUGCCUCCAACCUGUGCCUGGGUGCAGUCAAGUGUCUGUUAGAGCACGGAGCCAACCCUACAGUUAGGAAUGAUAAAGGUCAGGUUCCAGGGGAGGUGGUCCCUGACCCCAUGGACAUGAGUCUGGACAAGGCCGAGGCUGCCAUGGUUGCCAAAGAGCUGAAGCAGCUGCUGUUGGAUGCUGUUCCCCUGAGCUGCAACCUUCCAAAGGCCACGCUCCCAAACUACGACAACAUCCCAGGAAACAUGAUGCUGACCUCACUGGGGCUGAAGCUGGGGGACCGUGUGGUGCUGGACGACAUGAAGCUCCAGAGAGACCAGAGCAAGGAUGACAUCCCACCUGAAAACCUCAGACAGACCGGUACGCUGAGGUUCUGUGGUACCACAGAGUUUGCCAGUGGCCAGUGGGUCGGCGUGGAGCUCGACGAGCCAGAGGGAAAGAACGACGGCAGUGUGGGAGGUGUCCGCUACUUCAUCUGCCCCCCUAAACUAGGGAUUUUUGCUCCAGUGUCAAAGAUUUCCAAAGGUGUUGAUCAGACAGUCUCCUCCGUCACCUCCACCCCACGAACUCCUCGCAUGGACCUGGCCUCCCGCCUCGCUGGAAAGACCAAGAAGGAGAAGGAGAAGAAGGAGAAGGAGAGACAGAAAGCUGAGAGGAAGAAGUCGUCAGUAGCCAGUCUGGAUCCAGAAGGACUGAACGCAGAGGUUGGAGAUCAGGUUCUAGUGGCUGGACAGAAACAUGGCAUCGUCCGAUACUACGGCAAAACGGACUUCGCUCCAGGAUACUGGUUUGGUGUCGAGUUAGACCAGCCCACAGGCAAACACGACGGUUCUGUGUUCGGGGUUCGUUACUUCAGCUGUCUGCCCAAAUAUGGAGUCUUUGCUCCGCCCUCUCGUGUCCAGAGAAUCGGAGGUCCUAAAGACGGCUCACGCAACGACAACCCCCUGGUGAAGAAGGUCCACCAAGUCACCAUGUCACAGCCCAAGCGUAACUUCAACACCAUGCGUUCUCCUAAAGACCUGACGUCUGAGAGCUCCAUAUCCAGGUUGCUGUUCUGUUGUUGGUUUCCGUGGAUGCUCCGUGCAGAGAUGCAGUCUUAACUGCCCCACCACCUGACGGAUGCUCAGACUUCUUCGUGCUUUACUUUCUGAUCCCUGUCCGACUCCCGGUCUUAGUCUCAGUCUUCAGUCUCAGAGUGAAGACCUGGGUCUUCUCUGUCUCCGUCUCGCUCCACCCACUUCCUUCUCAUUCACACCACAUUCACACCAUCUCCUGUUAAAUCUAGUGCCUUGUAUCUGAUCCAAAUGUUUUCUUUUAACCAAACUGAAUCAGCCCUGCAGUCAGAACCCUAGACAACAUCCUCACAUCAACAGUUAACAACUCGUCUUUAACUGUCAGAUUAUACAGUCAGAAAAUUAAAACACAGCAGAUUCAUAGACAGGGUCCCAGGUUUCUCGUGGUCCUCAAAAGCAACAGGUCAACCAGGAAGUGAUGUCACUAACUGGGUAAUUGAUGGGUGAGGUUGGAUUGAGGGGCAUGUUGAACAGCAUGAUUUGUUAGAUAAAAGCUGCAGGUGGUCGACUGGAGGACGAGAACACGUUAAGGUUUUAACCUAGGAAUAAACAGAUUAUAGUCACCUUCUUAAAUGAUUAUAGAUUAUAGAUUAUCAUAGAGCUGCAGCUGUGGUCUGUCACUAAACUGCUUACAGAUGUAAAAAUCAAAUUAAUGAUGAAAAAAAGUGUCUCAACUCUAAUCGUAUUUUUUAAACUUAAAUAUAUAUAGGUUUAUAGAUAAACACUUUAUUGAUGAUCAGACACAAUCUGUCAUCAAACAUUUACUUCAACAGUUUUCUUUGUUUCCUCUCACACAUUUAAACAUGAGGUCAGCUCUGUUAUCAAAGGUCAGCUCUGUUAUCAAAGGUCAAGUCUGUCCAGGCUUCAUUUGAUGCUUUAGGAAUCAGAAAUACCUUCACACACACAUACAUACACUUUUGAAAUGUCCAAAGGACUGGGCCAGUCCUGAUCCUAAUCCUGUCUCCAGGGUUUCCUCUCUUUCUUCUUUCCUCCUCCUCUUCCUCCUCUUCCUCUCUGAACCCCCAUCAUUAAACUUCUGUAAUUCUGUGAAUGUAAGGAUCUGUGAAAAGAUGUAAAAAAAGGUGUAGAUGACCUGCUAAACCUGUGUGUGUGUGUGUGUGUGUGUGAGAGAACAGUCACAGUCCAGGUGUGGACACGGACACACACAUCAUCGUCUUUUAUGGUGACAUUAACUCUGAUCCUGUAUCUUAAAAAUGUCACUUUCUUAAUUUAUUUUUUUAUGAACAUGUUUUUUUUUCUUUGUGUUGUUUCACCAACUCCAGUUCUUAAUCUGGAAUGAGUUAGUUGUGGAACCUGAGCUUUGACAUUUGCCAUGACUUUGACCUUUCGACUUCUUUAACUGAUCAGGUCUCUGUCACGUCUAAUUCGUGCAUUAAAACAACAGUUGGUUUAAAAACAGGACAAAUCCUGACGACGUGCAGACCACACAGUCCGUAGCCUCUUGUAUUCUCACUAGUUUCUGCUCACAUCAGCUGAACCACAGAGACAAACAGCACCUCCUAAUGGACUGAGGCGGAUUCACCUACUGUGAAUCACAGUCAACACUUUAAAACUCAGUCUGUUGUGAGACAGCAUUGACGUCAGUGGGCAGCGACGCAUCACCUUGUACAGUAAACGCAGCGUACAGUCA